UCUUGAUAAAUUUUCUUACCUUUUUCCUUUUUAUCAGAGUUUAGUCAUACAGAUUACAGAAACUGGGAUAGUGUUUUACUGAUUUUCAAGAUCGAUCGGUUCUAUUCCAGUGUAUUACUCCUCGGGUUUUCACAAGUUAAGCCGUUAAGGGUAAUUUUGUAUUAACUAAGUGCUCGAUGUCUGAUGAGCGACUGAGCGUGGGCAGAGUUGUUGUGGAGAGACGUCAGCAGCGCUCAUUGUCAGCCAAUAUGCAGUCUAUGCGUACUCUAUCCUAUUGCAGCGUUCCUGGCUCUGUAUCGUGAGCUGUUGAGUGUUGCUUUAUUAUUCACCGAGCUUUAUCCCAUUGCUAUACCAGAACGGCAUGUGAUCUUGCUGCCGUGUUGACCUAAUUAUCUGAGCGAGCGGGAAACCUAGUGUUGCAUUCAGUGAUUGCUGCUCUAGCCUCCGCUGCGUGCUCUCCCUUCGUCUCGCCAGUGGGCCAAUGCCGAGCAAAUCCCACCCCAGCCACAAGGGGGGCUCCAGUCCCUUCGCGCAGAUGCACCUGCGCGAAGUCCCCGCCGCCUCAGUGUCCAGCGAACGCAUGCUGGCCACGCGCGGCAGCAGCGCAACGACGGCCUUCAUGGUGUCCGCGGGCUACGACGGCGUCAGCAGCGGCCACGUGCAGGCCCCCCACGGGGGUCCCCUCAGUCAGGCGCACCAUGGCCACGCGCACGCCUCCCCCGCGCAGCACCACCCCUUCCAGCCCCAGCACGCCCCGCCGCACUCCGGCUUCCAGUACGCCGUGGACGGCUACGGCGUGCUCCAGGGGGGCCCUGGCAGCCACCCCCUGAACCCCAUGCUGCAGCUGGAGCAGCGCGGCGCCCCCCACGACGCCGGCGCCAAGGGCAACGGCUACUACGCGCACUACAGCGACGCGCACGACCACGCCAUCGCCUCCGUGUCCGACAUCGAGGCCGAGAUCAUGAACGCCGCGCCCCUCACCGAGAAGGGCAACAGUCGGGGCGGCAGUCUCAACGGGGAGUCGGACAGCGUGAUGGGCAAGAACCUCAAGGGCACUCCCCUGCGGAGGCCCACGACGGCGCUGCAGCACUCGCCGGCCGUCGGCGCUGACGACAAAUCGCGGCAGGGCGCCGCCAACGGAUGGGACGUCCUGGAAAUAACUGGUGGCGUGAGGAACAUGAGCGCCAAUCUGUGCGCCAUGAGCCACUUGGGCGCGCUGUACAUGGCCAACAACCAGAUCUCCCGCAUUCCGCCCAACAUCGUCAACCUCAAGAAUCUGACCAUUCUCGAUCUCUCCGGCAACCGUCUGAGAAUCAUUCCGCCCGAGCUGGGCCUCCUCAUGCAGCUGCGCCACCUGUACCUGCAGCAGAACUUCCUGCGGACGCUGCCCUUCGAACUGGGACGCCUGUACAAACUCAGCACACUUGCGCUGGAUGGGAAUCCGCUGAUGAACGAGAUCUUCGAGGUGUACAACAACUACGGCGUGGAGAAGUUCCUGGCCUUCCUCCUCGACCAGCUGAUGGACUCGCCCCCUCCGCCGCACCGCACGCGCGUCCCGGUCUUCCAGCCGCUGGCCGGGCCGGCGGUGGCGCCGCUGUCGCGCAUCCCCGUCUCCGUCGUGUGCUACAACGUCCUCUGCGGGCAGUACUGCUCGCGGGCGCAGUACGGCUACUGCCCCACCUGGGCCCUCGACUGGGACUACCGCCGCAAGGGCAUCAUGGCCGAGAUCCGCAAGCACCAGGCCGACCUGCUCUGUCUGCAGGAGGUCGAGACCGAGCAGUACUACUCCUUCUUCGUCCCGGAGCUGCGCACCGACGGCUUCGAGGGCUGCUUCGUGCCCAAGUCGCGCAGCAAGACCAUGCACGGCCUGGAGCGCAGCCACGUCGACGGCUGCGCCAUCUUCUACAACGUCAACAAGUUCGAGUUCGUCGAGGAGUACGCGGUGGAGUUCUCGCACCUGGCCAUGUCCUACGCGCACAGCGACGGCUGCGUCACGGAAGCGUCGGAGAACAUGCUGAACCGAGUGAUGCCCAAGGACAACGUCGGCCUGGUGGCGCUGCUGCGCUUCCACCCGACCGUGCUGCCCGCCCAGUUCGGCCGGCAGCCCUACCUGCUGGUCGUCAACGCGCACAUGCACUGGGACCCCGAGUACUCGGACGUCAAGCUCAUCCAGGCCAUCAUGCUGUCGUCGCGCCUGCGCGACAUCGCCAACGACAUCUCGGUGCGCUACUACGGCUGCAGCACGCCCGACCCGCAGGCCGUGCCCAUCGUCUUCACCGGCGACAUGAACUCGCUGCAGGACUCUGGGGUCUACGAGUUCUUCAUGAAGGGCCGCGUGCCCUACGCGCACAAGGACUUCCGCGGCAUCCGCUACAAGCAGUGCAUCGCGCGCUACUCGGCGGCCGACAAGGAGAAGGAGUACCUGUCGCACGGCCUGGUGCUGGGCGACGCCUACGCCACGGUGCAGCUCAACUACACCAACUACACGCUGGACUUCAAGGGCGUCAUCGACUACGUCAUGUACAGCAAGAACCACUUCAACUGCCUGAACGUGCUGCGCCCGCUGGACAAGGAGUGGCUGGAGAGCAACCGCAUCGUCGGCUUCCCGCACCCCCACAUCCCCUCCGACCACAUCCCGCUCUUCGCCGAGUUCGAGCUCUUCGGCCAGUCCGUGCUGGAGGUGGAGCGCGUGCCGGCCGUGGUCAUGGGCGGCGACUACGCGGAGGCCGAGUACGCGGAGGCCCCGGCGGAGAGCAGCUACCAGAAGCGCUCCGGCUUCUGAGCGGCACUCACUGUCAUUCAUCCCGUCAUCCAUCUCCUGUCGCAGCUCAGUCGUGAUGGCUGCGGCGCCCGGCCACCUGCGCGCCGCAGCGGAUUGAUUCUGUGGAUUCUCAUUGGACUAGUAUUACACUAUUCUGUUCGUCGGCCAGUUGACCUGUCGCGCAUCCGGCUCAUCUCUUGUGGCGCCCCUUCAUUCCCGCCGGCCCCGCCCCGCCCCUCUCCGGGAAUGGCCGACCGGGGCGUCUCUCAAUAUAUUGCUUUUUGUUUUCGCCGGUAUUUGCAGUUCUCUUCUUUGCAGUUUUUGUCUGUCGUUUGAAGCCUGCGCGUUUCCGCACAGCAUGUGGGUGCAGAAACGAAUGAAGUGCAAUGCUAGUGUGCAACUGUAAUUAAUUUUGUGUAGGGCGCUCUGUGUUGGCGUUGUGGCCUGAGCGCCCGCUAAUGAAUGCCCGCGCGUGGGCGGUUUAAUCUUCAUUCGAUUGGGUCUCGUCUGUUGAGUUUUUGCGUACUGUACUACUCUUGUUACAGCCACGCUAAUUUUUUGUUAUGGCUUUUAUUUUCUUCCUCGCUGACUUGCCGUUGCCCGCCUGUAUCAUCAUUCAUACGAACUACAAUAAUUAUCUAAUAAAUUUGACCAGUUU
This is a messenger RNA of Paramacrobiotus metropolitanus, 3419 nucleotides long. RefSeq names its product CCR4-NOT transcription complex subunit 6-like-B. The record is from RefSeq and is a predicted model, not a curated record. Gene Ontology annotation, biological process: nuclear-transcribed mRNA poly(A) tail shortening. Gene Ontology annotation, molecular function: protein binding; poly(A)-specific ribonuclease activity. The coding region runs from base 482 to 2782 and encodes 766 amino acids. NCBI's taxonomy places the organism in Eukaryota, Metazoa, Tardigrada, Eutardigrada, Parachela, Macrobiotidae. The transcript is spliced from 4 exons. Gene Ontology annotation, cellular component: cytoplasm; nucleus; CCR4-NOT complex.